Molecule: messenger RNA, 987 nt
Organism: Penicillium psychrosexuale
Lineage: Eukaryota; Fungi; Ascomycota; Eurotiomycetes; Eurotiales; Aspergillaceae
Product: velvet factor family protein
Exons: 1
Coding region: 1-987 (328 amino acids)
Source: RefSeq, a predicted model, not a curated record
AUGCCUAGCCCCGUCUGGUCAGACAAAAGUGCAGCUACGCACGCAUUCAAUCCUAUACUAGCCAGUACCCACCAAGAUCCGAAACCACAAUCCCGAAACGCGAACUACAGAAUGCCACAUGGCUUCGACAAGCUCCUCCACCAUGACCCAGAGCCGCAAUCACCAUCACCCCCUCCACCACCCAGACGACCAUCCACCGAAUCCAGAUACCAUCUCCACAUCCGGCAACAGCCCAUCGCCGCACGAGCCUGUGGCGCAGGCGACAGAGACCGCCGCCCCGUCGACCCACCUCCAAUCGUGCAAAUCCUUCUUACCGACUUCGACUCGAACUCCCAGGAAGACCGAGAUCUCCUCCAAGACCCCCGCUUCACAGUGGGCUGUCUACUAUUCCCCGUCUCACCCUCUUUACCAUGGGCCGAGCCAACAGAAACACAUCCGCGCGAGCGCGACCAGAAUCGAGAUCAAGAUCGGAAUCGCGAUAGAGAACGAGAACGAGAACGAGAAAGAGAAAGAGAAACGGACGGCGUCGCCCGUACAGACGACAACUUCUCAACCCCAUUACUGUCCGGCAAAGCCUUCAUGUCCCCCUUCUACGUCGACGCCGACCCAGACCCCAACUCCGCACCCGCACACCCUUCCUCCAUAACCGAUCCCCAUCUAGACAACCCCCCUCACCACGCCUACAACAAUGCCGCCUCGCGCCUCCACCAACCAGCUACCUUUUUCAUCUUUGCGGAUCUCUCGAUCCGCUCGGCGGGCCUCUAUAGGCUCCAGUUCCGAUUGAUGAAUUGGGGCUCUGUUGAGGAUACGGGGCAGUCGAUGCCGAUUCUUGCGGAGGCAUGGUCUGAUCCGUUCCGUGUGUAUCCUGCAAAGGAUUUUCCGGGGAUGAGGGAUUCGUCGAUUCUUGCCGAGGGGUUGAAAGAGCUUGGGUUUGUAGAGUUGAAGACGAGGGGGCAUGGGAAGGGAAAGGGGAAAAAGAGGCGGUGA